This is a messenger RNA of Rubroshorea leprosula, 1098 nucleotides long. NCBI's taxonomy places the organism in Eukaryota, Viridiplantae, Streptophyta, Magnoliopsida, Malvales, Dipterocarpaceae. The record is from the annotation of a GenBank genome assembly.
AGCAUAGAGGAUACAUUUCCUCAUUGGUUGGAAUCUCUACCAGACCUUCAAGUGCUUGUCUUAAGGUCCAACAAGUUCCACGGUUUUGUGCAGAGCACCAAAGAAAGUCCAUCUUUUCCCAAGUUACGAGUUCUAGACCUCUCCAGCAAUGAUUUUCGUGGCCCUUUGCCUACUCGGUACAUUGAAAAUUUUAAAGCCAUGAUGGACCCUCAUGGAGAGGAUGGUUCCCCUGAAUACAUGAAGGCGCCAACGAAUUCUUAUCCAGCGAAUUCUUAUCAAUAUUCACUGGUUGUGACAUGGAAGGGAUUCGACUAUGAGCUGCAGGGAAUCUUGACCAUAUUCAGUAGUAUUCAUCUCUCAAAUAACAAGUUUGAGGGAGAAAUUCCAGAUGUCAUCGGAAAGCUUAGUUCUCUCAAAGGGCUUAAUCUUUCUCAUAACAACCUUACUGGUCAGAUCCCACCGUCACUAGAGAAUUUGACGAAUCUGGAAUGGUUGGAUCUCUCUUCCAACAAGCUGGCGGGGAAAAUUCCUGAUGAAUUGGUAUAUUUGACACAACUCUCUGUAUUGAAUCUUUCAAAUAAUCAUCUUGUCGGACGCAUACCACAGGGCAAUCAGUUCAACACCUUUGGAAAUGGUUCUUAUGAAGGAAACAUUGGACUGUGUGGAUUCCCAUUGUCAAAAUCUUGUGACGGAAUUGGGAUACCGCCGAGCUCCUUCCAAGAAAAAGAUGAGUUGUGGAGAUUUGACUGGAGAGUUGUGGUGUUAGGCUAUGGAUGUGGAGUUGUUUUUGGACUGCUGAUGGGGAUAUCUUGUCUUCCGAACAGGAAAACCAAAAUGGUUUGUGUCUUUGUUUGAUGGCCGACCAAGUCAAAGUGGAAGAAAGAUGAGGAAAGCCAGAAGACUUGUUCAAAGAAGAAGGUAGUUGUAGAGUUGCUGUUUUAGAGCUUCUGAUUUAAUGUUUCCUGAAUAAGUGCUUUUCGGUUUGAAGUUCUUGUUAUGGCUGGCAUUGGCUUGUCUAAAAUUGUCAGCCUUCUCUUGUCUUUAUUAUGCUUUGUAAUUUUGUCUUUCUGUAUUGUAAAAUAUAUUUGAAGGUUCAAG